GUUUGCGGUGAACUGAAGCUCCCAGCAGGGAAGAGCUGCGGAGCACUUGCCGGGGCCUCGAUGCUGCCGCAGUGUCUAACCUUUCUGCUGCUGCUCCCGGGGCUCUCUGAGGGAUGGGAAGGAGGGACGGCUUUCCAGGAGCUCCUCCCCUUCCAAUGCCAUCUUAUCUCCUCUUUUCACAAUCACAGCUGGGUUCAGAACCUGGGCUCAGGCUGGCUCGGGGAUCUGGAGACCCACAAGUGGGACGCGCAGACUAGCAACAUACUUUUCCUGUGGCCCUGGGCCCGGGGUCAUUUCAAUACGGAGCGCUGGGAAUGGCUGCGGAGAAUCAUAGAGAUUUUCCUGAUCAGUUUUACACGAGAUGUGCAAGACUUUGUUAAGGUCUUCGGGGGGAAAUACCCCUUUGUGAUCCAGAUGAGAGCAAGCUACUCCCAAAAAUCCCCUGUGAGCUUCUUCGAGGUGGCGUUUCAGGGAACAGACUUCAUGAGCUUCCAAGGAGAUUCAUGGAAGCCUGCUCCAGGGGCUGAAAGUAUAUCCCAGAAUAUCUCCAGCAUUCUUAACCAGGACCAGGGUACCCGGAUCAUGUUACAGAGCUUACUCAAUCACACCCUUCCCCAGUUACUUGAUGGCCUUCUAGACACAGGAAAGACACACAUUGAACGACAAGUUGGGCCAGAAGCCUGGUUGUCAAGUAGUCCCACCCCUGUUCCAGGGCAGCUGAAGCUAGUUUGUCAUGUCUCAGGAUUCUACCCAAAGUCUGUGAGGGUGACUUGGAUAAAGAAUGGACAAGAGCAACCAGGAACACAGACCGGUGACCUCCUGCCAAAUUCAGAUGGGACAUGGUAUCUUCAAGUUAUUCUCAAUGUGGAAGCUGGAAAAACAGCCAAUCUGGCUUGCAGGGUAGAACACAGUAGUCUCGGUGGCCAGGACCUCAUCCUAUACUGGGCCAAAAGCUCUACCUGGCCCUUGGCUCUGAUCUUAGCUGUGAUUUUUGUGGUGCUGGUUUUGUCUGUAUUUGGAUUCAUCUGGUGGAAGAAUCGACAUAGGUCAUAUGAAGACAUUCUGUGACAUUCUUCUCCUAUUGGAGUCAGAGCCCUGGAAUCUCAGAAACUCGGUGCUGUUUAACCCAAGAGUAAUAGCAGUCUGGAAUAUUUUGCCUUCUUAUUGACCUCUUUCUCAUAGCAAGUAUUUGUAAUACAUGAGCUCCCAAAGAUAUAAACAUUGGUUUUCCUUCCUCUAAUCCUUGACUUUAACUUUGGCUGUGAACAACAUUCCCUGUGAGCUCCCCCAAGUACAAUGGGGGGGGGGAGGAAUGUGAGCUGGACAUUAAUUAUCUUUUUUUACGGAUUUUAUGUUCCUGGCACUACACUAGACAUAUCAGCAUAUGCAAGAGGAAAACAGGGUCCUUUGCCUAUGAAGAGUUUGAAUCUUAAAGGAGGCUGACCAGGAGGGAAUACCGUGGAAAAGAUAAGUAGUCUAGUGAAGAGAAGACUUUUAUACAUUAGAGAGGGGCAUGAUUGCUGUCUUUAAGUGUUUGAAAGUUAGCCAAGUGGAAGAAGAAUUAGACAUGUACUACUUUACCCCAGAAAUCAGAAUAAAGGGCAAUAGGUAGAAGUUGUAGAGAGGCAGAUUUUGACUCAUGUCAAGAGAAACUUGCUGACAAUUAGAUCUAUCCAAAAGAGGAGUAGACUGUCUCAGGUGGUCAUGAGUUUCCUUGCACUAGAGAUCUCUAAGUGAAUGCUAGAUGGCUACUUGGUAGGAAUAAAAACAGUAUUCCCUCAGUACAGACAUAUCUAUCUCAGAGAUACUGUGGCUUUGGUUCUAGAGCCCCACAAGAAAGUGAAUAUUGUAACAAAGUGAGUCACAUGAAUUUUUUGGUUUCCCAGUGCAUAUAAAAGUUAUAUUUAUGCUAUACUGUAGUCUGUCAAGUAUGCAAUAGUAUUAUGUCCAAAGAAACAAUGUACAUACUAAUUAAAAUACAUUAUUGCUAAAAACAAUGCUGUCAUGGGAGCCUUCAGUGAGUCAUACUCUUUUUCCUGGUGGAGGUUCUUACCUUGAUGUUGAUGGCUGCUGAUUGAUCAGGGUGGUGGUUGCUAAAAGUUGGGGUGGCUGUGGCAAUUUCUUAAAAUAAGACAACAUUGAUGUUUGCCAUAUUAAUUGAUUCUUACUUUGAUGAACGAUUUCUCUGUGCAUGUAAUGCUGGUUGAUAGCAUCUUACUCACAGUAGAAUUUCUUUCAAAAUUGGAGUUAAUCCUCUCAACCCUUGCCACUGCUUUAUUAACUGUUUAUGUAAUAUUCAUCAAUAUUGUUUUGUUUCAGGGAAUAGGGAGACCUGAGGAAAGUUGAGGAAAUGGUGGUUGGUGGAGCAGUCAGAAUGCACCCGUUUAUUGAUUAAAUGUGCCAUCUUAUGUGGGUACUGUUUGUGGUACCCCCAAAACAAUUACAAUAGUAACAUCAAAGAUCAUUGAUCGAGGAUCACCAUAACAGUUAUAAUAAUAAUGGAAAAGUUUGAAAUAUUGUAAAAAUGUGACACAGAGACACAAUGUGAGCACAUGCUAGUAGAAAAACGGUGCCAAUAGACUUGCUUGACCCAGCAUGGCCACUAACCUUCAGUUUGUUAAAACAACAACAACAACAACAACAACAACAACAAAAACCCAAAUUGUAAUGUCUGUGAAGCAAAAUAAAGUGAAACACAAUAAAACAAAGUAUGCC
Messenger RNA from Vombatus ursinus (common wombat), 2715 nucleotides. RefSeq names its product antigen-presenting glycoprotein CD1d-like. Bases 61 to 1068 code for a protein of 335 amino acids. The transcript has 6 exons. The record is from RefSeq and is a predicted model, not a curated record. Gene Ontology annotation, biological process: positive regulation of T cell mediated cytotoxicity; antigen processing and presentation, endogenous lipid antigen via MHC class Ib; antigen processing and presentation, exogenous lipid antigen via MHC class Ib. Gene Ontology annotation, molecular function: exogenous lipid antigen binding; endogenous lipid antigen binding; lipopeptide binding. Gene Ontology annotation, cellular component: external side of plasma membrane. NCBI's taxonomy places the organism in Eukaryota, Metazoa, Chordata, Mammalia, Diprotodontia, Vombatidae.